CCAAAACUUCUUUGACAGUUUAACUGUUGAUAGAACAAAAAUUAACUUCGUUACCGAAUUGUAUCAUUGGGUAAUUACAGGGUCCAGUUUUAUUAUUGGUUUAUUAUUGUUUAUUCUUGUUUAAGGCAUCGUUGUUAACAGUGCUUGUCCGUUGGCCAACCCACGGUUGUAUAAAGUUGAAUUAAUUAGACCAAGAUGCCUGGAAAUAGUAAUCAAUUGCCGGGUAAAGAUAAAUCGUUACCGAUUCCAAUACCAUCAGUUGACUCUUUGGAUAAUACUAAGAACCCACCAAGUUCGGAUUCUAUUCCUUCUAGUAAUAAUACAUCUAGUACUCCAUCCAAGAGGCCGCUGAUUGGACUGUCUUUACAACAUAAAAUAAGUCAACCAAUGUCACCAUUAUCAUUAUCAGCGUCUAAAUAUUCGGUUAUCGAUGAGCAUCCUCCAGGACAAUUUUUGGAUAAAGAUGAGGGUAAAAAUGGGGCUGACGAUGAUGACGUUGAUCGUUUAACUAUUAAGAACGAUGCUGAUUCUUCUUCUACUGCUACAGAUUUAACUUCAAGCUCACCAGCAACAGAAAAGGCAAUUGCUUCAUUAGCACCAAUGUUGGAAAGUUUUGCUCCUAAAACCAGUGCUGAAGAAUCAAAAGAUGGUAUUAGUAACAAUUUGGGUGAUUCAUCAAAUUAUCUUUCUCCUAACGAGAAUCAAAACGCAUUGACUGCUGAUAAUUUGACUACAAAUGAAGCUAGUUUGAAAGCGAAAUCAAAUUCAAGAGCUAAUUCAUUGUCUUCUAUAACAACUUUUACCCCUGAUAAUGGUUAUAAUAGUUUAUCCAAAUUACAUAAAACUAUUUCAAAUUCCUCAAAUACUUCAAGAAAAUCAAUUUCAAUUCAUAAAGAACCAGAAGGUCCGGCUUUACCUAAAAUUGGUAAGAUUGGUGUUUGCGCAAUGGAUGCUAAAGUUAUGUCAAAACCUUGUAGAAGAAUUUUAAAUCGAUUAAUUGAAAAUGGUGAGUUUGAAACAAUUAUUUUUGGUGAUAAAGUCAUCUUAGAUGAAUCAAUUGAAAAUUGGCCUACUUGUGACUUUUUGGUUAGUUUUUUCUCAACUGGGUUUCCUUUAGAUAAAGCAAUUUCUUAUGUUAAUUAUCGUAAACCCUAUAUUAUUAAUGAUUUGGUACUUCAAAAAUGUUUAUGGGAUAGAAGAUUGGUUUUAUCGAUACUUAAUCAUGCAAAUGUUCCUACUCCUCAAAGAUUGGAAAUUAGUCGAGAUGGUGGUCCUCACCUCGAUAAUCAAUUAUGGGAUAAAUUGAAAGAAGUUGGCAUGACUGAACAUCAAUUACACAAAUUAACUAAUCAACUGGAGCCUAAUUGGGAGAUGUUGGACGAUGAUACCUUAUGUGUGGAAGGUGAAAUUAUGAAAAAACCUUUUGUUGAAAAACCAGUUGAUGGUGAAGACCACAACGUGUAUAUCUAUUAUCCAAAAUCAACCGGUGGAGGUGGACGUCGUUUAUUCCGUAAAAUUGGCAAUAAAUCCUCUGAAUUUGAUCCUGAGUUAACUACUCCAAGGACUGAAGGGUCUUUCAUAUACGAAAAAUUCAUGGAUACUGAUAAUUUUGAAGAUGUCAAAGCAUAUACUGUUGGUCCUAACUUUUGUCACGCAGAAACUCGUAAAUCUCCAGUCGUUGAUGGUAUCGUUAGGCGUAAUACCCAUGGUAAAGAAAUAAGAUUCAUCACUGAAUUAUCAGAACAUGAAACUACGAUGGCUCAAAAUGUUAGUAAAAUUUUCAAACAAACCAUUUGUGGUUUCGACUUAUUGAGAGUUAAUGGAGAAUCUUACGUCAUUGAUGUCAAUGGGUUUUCUUUUGUCAAAGACAAUAAUGAAUAUUAUGACUCUUGUGCUUCGAUUUUAAGAAACCUUUUCAUUGAAGCCAAAAAGUCUCGUGAUUUGUUAAAAACUAAAAUUCCUCGUCUGUCCCAAUUAUUACAUAAGAGUCAAUUCGAAGAAAAGGAACAGAAAUGGGUCUUUAAAGGUUUGGUUUCAGUUAUCAGACAUGCCGAUCGUACCCCAAAACAAAAAUUCAAGUAUUCAUUUAGAUCCCCUCUUUUCAUUUCCUUAUUGAAAGGGCAUAAAGAAGAAGUUAUUAUCCGUGCAGUGCCUGAUUUGCAAGUGGUUUUAGAAACUGUGAAAAUCGCUUAUGAAAAAGAAUUGGAAGAUUUGAAAAAAUUAAAACAAUUAAGAGGUGCGUUAGAGAAGAAAAUGAAUUUCCCUGGUACAAAAAUUCAAUUGAAGCCUGCCUUGAAUAAAGAAAAUCCUGAAGUGGUAGAAAAAGUUCAAUUAAUCUUGAAAUGGGGUGGUGAGCCUACUCAUUCUGCCAAACAUCAAGCUAGUGAUGUUGGUGAACAGCUCAGACAGAACAUUAAAUUGUUAAACAGAAAUGCCUUGCAAGAUGUUAAAGUUUUCACUUCUUCUGAAAGAAGAGUGAUUACUAGUGCUCAAUUAUCAACAAUGGCAUUACUAGGUUUAGAGAAAGAACAUGAAACAUUACCUGAUGACUUUCUUAUCAUCAGGAAAGAUUUGUUGGAUGAUUCGAAUGCUGCUAAAGAUUUAAUGGAUAAAGUUAAAAAGAAGUUAAAGCCUUUGUUAAGACAAGGCGCUGAAGCUCCUCCCCAAUUUACCUGGCCACCGAAAAUGCCAGAACCUUUUGUUGUCAUUAAAAGAGUCUGCGAAUUAAUGAAUUUCCAUCAACAAAUUAUGCAGUAUAAUUUCGAUAAAUAUGAUGUUGAAGAAUUUCAAAAAUCAUGGUGCUGUGGUGAAGAUCCAAUGUUAUUCAAAGAAAGAUGGGAUAAAUUAUUUCAAGAAUUUACAACUGUUGAGAAAACACAUCCUUCCAAGAUUUCAGAAUUGUACGAUACAAUGAAAUAUGACGCUUUGCACAACCGUCAAUUCUUGCAACGGGUGUUUUCGUUUGACCCAAAUGAUGAAGCUUUGAUUUCUAAAUUAAGUGAAACGUGUGGUAACACUAUCAACUCUUCAGGUUUAGUCAGCGAAUAUCCAAUUAAUAUUUUAGCAAUGAACAAUUUUAAGAUUCCUAAUGAAUCAACGACCACCUCUGGAAACAACAGUUCUACCCAUUCUGGGUCUAAUUCCACCAAUAACUUGGCUAGUAUUACAUCUUCUAGUACUCCAAUCUCUGCUGGUUCUUUGGGUUGGGUUUUGAAGGAUGCUACUUCCACAAUUAAUGAUUCUUCCUCAAAUAAUGAUUCAAAUACUCAUAAAAAGACUUCUAGCUCUAAAAAUUCUUCAAAUAAUCCAUUUGACCAUCCUACCUUUGCUAGAUUGAGAGAAUUGUAUAGGUUAUCCAAGGUUCUAUUUGAUUUUAUAUGUCCACAAGAAUAUGGUAUCAAAGAUGAAGAAAAGCUUGAUAUUGGAUUGUUGACUUCGUUACCAUUGGCUAAACAAAUCCUUUCUGAUAUUCAGGAUAUGAAGAAACACGACACUGCUGCCGUUGUUAACUACUUCACUAAAGAAUCGCACAUCUACACCUUAUUAAAUGUCAUUUACGAAUCCCAAAUACCAAUGAAAAUUGCAAGAAAUGCUUUACCUGAAUUGGACUAUUUGUCACAAAUUGUAUUCGAAUUAUACGAGUCUGGUGAUGCAAAUAGUCCAACUGGUAAAAAACACUCCAUUAGAUUGUCUUUGUCACCUGGCUGUCAUACUCAGGAUCCUUUGGAUGUUCAAUUAGAUGAUGACCACUACAUUGGCUGUAUUCCUCGUAUUAGCUUGACAAGACAUCUUGAUAUGGAUUUGGUCACUCAAAGAUUGAAAUCAAGAUUCACAAGAGUUUCAUUACCAAAAAAGUUUACUCCUGUGAAUAUCUCAAGUCCCUUGGCCACUGGAAUUUAAUAUGUUUUUAUGUUUUCUUCAUUUGU
Messenger RNA from Hyphopichia burtonii NRRL Y-1933, 3926 nucleotides. It is a transcript of the gene AFL1, whose product is annotated as inositol polyphosphate kinase. Bases 196 to 3900 code for a protein of 1234 amino acids. Gene Ontology annotation, cellular component: cytosol. The record is from RefSeq and is a predicted model, not a curated record. Gene Ontology annotation, molecular function: diphosphoinositol pentakisphosphate kinase activity; inositol hexakisphosphate kinase activity; 5-diphosphoinositol pentakisphosphate 1-kinase activity. The transcript has 2 exons. Gene Ontology annotation, biological process: inositol phosphate biosynthetic process; inositol metabolic process. NCBI's taxonomy places the organism in Eukaryota, Fungi, Ascomycota, Pichiomycetes, Serinales, Debaryomycetaceae.